Hypoxylon trugodes is the source of this 1533-nucleotide messenger RNA. RefSeq lists its product as uncharacterized. Gene Ontology annotation, molecular function: DNA binding, bending. NCBI's taxonomy places the organism in Eukaryota, Fungi, Ascomycota, Sordariomycetes, Xylariales, Hypoxylaceae. The record is from RefSeq and is a predicted model, not a curated record. The coding region runs from base 1 to 930 and encodes 309 amino acids. The transcript is spliced from 3 exons.
AUGGCUCCCCAGAAUCUUAAUCCGCCUUCCCUCCCCCCCACCGUCGAGGAAGCCUAUCGUCGCAAGUGUAUCCAAUUGAAGGAGCGCACCAAGGAGAUCGAAGAUGAGUCGAGAGCCUAUCAGCUACGACUUAACAGACUCCAGCGCCAAGUACAAAAGCUACGCCUUGAGCGAGCAUUCCUCCUUGAGCAAGUCGCUAAGCGCACAAGUACCAAUGUGGAGGACUCUGAGGGUAGCCCAAGCCCACCGCCGACCCCUAAGGACAAGCCGUUGCGGACCAAACGUGGUCACCGGAAGCCUUCAUUGCUACCAGUCAAUGAGCCUGGCGGCCCCAAUGCCACCUUCAUCAACCAGAACCUGAAUACCCUCUCCCCGAGCUCCGACGCCUUUUCCCACUCCCAACUCGAUAAAGACGGUAGCGGCCGUGGUGCCACCAAUGGCGUACCUAAGCGACCUAAGCGUCCCAGCAAUGCCUUCGAGAUAUACUGCAACGACACGCGUCCUCUCCUUCAAGCUCAACAUAAGGAUAAGAUCGCGGCGGGUGAGUUCCGUGUCGAGGAAGAGCUUGCGCGUGGAUGGAAGGAUCUUCCAGAGAAAGAGAAGGAAGAGUUCCAGGUCCGAUACGAGCAAGAACUAUCGCAAUACAAGGAGGCUGUUGAGGAGUACAAACGUAGUGCCAAGGAGGCGGCGCGCUCGCGUUCCCGUGGUCGUGAUAGAGACCUCCUUGCUACCAGCAACAGAAUGCGAAGUGUUGGUCUGACAGGAGGAUCAGGAGCUCGCGCGGCUCGUUUCGAAGAACCUCAAGAUGAUGAGGGAGACGAGGAUCAAGAUGUUGAGAUGGCGGAGCCCGGUGAUCCUGAACCCGCCGCCGAUCAAGAUACGGAUCCUGAGACUGAGGUUGACGAGAACGAUGGCGUUGUUGAUGAUUAGGAUCUCGUCUUGCAAUUAGCCGGUUGCCCCCCGGGCUCCUUGUCCCUCAUCUUAGACGGCACCGGCAACUAGAUCAACAACAAUACCUGCAAUUACAUACACGCACCUAUACCGACUCAUGAAGCAAAAUGGGUGUCUCAUAACAGAACUCGAUGGCUUCUCAGAUUGGCAUCACUCAAGUGAUAGAAGUGAUACCGCAUAAUCCUACGUUUACCCACGGCAAAAAGGCGUUACGGUUACGGAAUUUGGUCAUCGAUGUACAGUAUCCGGCGAGCUGGGAAAGCUCAGGUAAUCAAGAAGUGAGGAAGGAUUUGAUACGGCAUCUUGAGUUUCCGUGAAAAGGGUAUCCCUUCUCAAGGGAAUAUGGCAUUAUAGGGUUAGGCACGGAUGAAUCAAAAAAUGCGGCGCUUUUUGCGUUUUUAUCAUAAUAUGAAUUUUGCUGUGGAUGUGAUUUGUUUGUGUUAUGAAACUUCGGUGUCUGAAUGAUUUUGUUGUCGGGGCGAUUCCCACGCGAAGUUGGGAGAAUGUUACAUGUAAUGUAUUCAAGCUAAUUGUGAUUCUUCGCGGGGAUUAACUAAUAACACCGAUACAGCUCGAGCCAGG